This is a messenger RNA of Hypoxylon trugodes, 1463 nucleotides long. RefSeq lists its product as uncharacterized. Gene Ontology annotation, cellular component: Slx1-Slx4 complex. Gene Ontology annotation, biological process: double-strand break repair via homologous recombination. Lineage: Eukaryota; Fungi; Ascomycota; Sordariomycetes; Xylariales; Hypoxylaceae. The transcript is spliced from 2 exons. Gene Ontology annotation, molecular function: 5'-flap endonuclease activity; crossover junction DNA endonuclease activity. Bases 249 to 1217 code for a protein of 322 amino acids. The record is from RefSeq and is a predicted model, not a curated record.
CACUAGCUUCCCUUCCAUCUCAAGCGCUGUUGUUUCUGUGACGCAAAUGUAAAUAAUUACAUCGCAGCCUCGACUUUCAAAAUAUUCGAGGCGCCCUGCCCUUCUUGCUUCUGACAUGAAAUUCAAUAGAUGAUAUCAUCGCAUGAAUCUCACGCGAUGGAAAUAAAUCUGAUAUCAUACAAAGACUACUUUCGUUAUCUCACCCCCGAAAAUUCGAAGCUUCAUCGUUGAGGCGCGCCGGUUGAAAAAUGCCGGCUUUGUCAAAACCGAUCCCACCACUAUACACUGUCUAUAUCCUACGAUCGACUGUUCGACAUGCUUCCUUAUAUAUCGGAUCGACUCCUAAUCCCCCGCGCCGACUUAAACAACAUAAUGGCGUAGCUAAAGGUGGCGCCGCACGAACGUCACGUAAAACCUUGAGACCAUGGGAAAUGGUUGGUCUUGUUUCGGGUUUCCCUGGCAUGGUAGCUGCACUGAAAUUUGAAUGGGCUCUUACCAACUCUCAUUUAACAUUACAUAUCCCAUCCGAAUCUCGAAUAUCGAAAUCGUCGGGUACAAAGCGAAACGGUCAUCCGAAACGCCCACCACACAACUUAACAUCGAUCCUCUCGAACCUUCACCUUUUACUUCGUGUUCCUAGUUUCGCUAGGUUGCCUUUGAACGUACACUUUUUUGUUCCUAAGGUCUAUGAGGAAUGGAAGAAAUGGUGCCGAACCGUAAAUGAACCUCUCCGGGAUACGAUUCGAAUAUCGACAGAUUUUGAACCUCCGCGUUCAAAUUCGGAGAAUACAGAAAAUGAGGGCACCAGCGAAGGGACAGAACAUCCCUGGGGUAUUCAUGCGCUACCACUCGAUUAUGCGCCAAUGAAAGAAUAUGCGACCAAGACACGAUCGAUAUAUGACUUUGAGAGACAAGGUGAUUGUGUUUUCUGCGGGGAACAUAUGGAACUUGGCGAGGGUCUUCACGCGACAUGCUCGAAUGCUGGAUGUGAAGGUACGGGGCAUGUAUCUUGUUGGAGUCAGCACUUGCUUGCAAAGGAGGCCGAUGAGGAAGCUAUUAUUCCCUUAUCUGGCCAAUGCCCAAGUUGCAAUGGCGAAGUUUUAUGGGGUGAUCUCAUGAAAGAGACAACCCUAAGAGUAAGAGGAGCCAAAGAGGUCGAUAAGUUGCUUAAAAAACCAAGGAAGCGCAAGGCGAGAAAUGUCGAUUCCGACACAUGAAACUAUUUUCUACGGUGUUCUUUGCAUUAGGGGUUUGCAUAGCAAGGCGUUCUAUAUUUUGGGGGCAUACGGAGGUUUGCGCGCAGGGAACGAAGUGCUGCAUUUCGGUCAAUUCAAUUGUGUCAUUUAUUCCUCUCACAAAUUCCUAACGAAAUUUUAAAUACUAGAAGAUUUCAUGUUUUCGAAUGAUUCAAUUUACCAUAUAAUAGAUCGUAAGUAAUGCUUCGAUCGUGUACGACGCGAAGA